GCCACCACAUUAUUUUAUUUAAAAAUGACCGAAAGUGAUAAAGCCGAAGUUUUCAAUUUUUUAUUGGAGACUGGGUGUUGCAAAAGGUGCGCUUUACGCUACGUUGGCGAUAACACAGCCGAUUAUGAUAAUCCACAGCAAAACGGACACGACCAGUUGGCGAAAAAGACGAAAUUGAAUUCGUGCAUAAUUUGUCUCGAUUUGCUCCAAGAUGUGACUCUUGAAUCCAUGGUUCAGUGUGAAGAACUGGAGGGUGUUAAGGAGUACGAUUGCAAGACUUUUAUUAAUUUCAUUAGUUUUCCGGUUGCUGUUCUAAUAAGGGAACACAGCAUGGAGAUUCAUAUGAAUGAGAAGUUCCCCAAGUUUUUUGAAGAUCGUAACAUUGUUCCAAUAAACAGGGCAUGGUCCUUGUCAAUACAAAACAAACUGGGCGAAAAACUUGGCAAAAAGUUCAAUAAAGAUUCAUUGCUCCAAAUCCAGUUUAACACGACUUAUGAAUUUGAAAAAGAGGAGUCGUCAAUUAUGUUUCUGAUGGAAAGUAGACUGAAAAAAUCAAAUGGACAAAACGAGGGUCUUAGUCGUAACGUAAUCGGGGAGUUUUUAAAGACAAUAAACACCGAACUUUUCAAAAAACAUGCCGCUGUCCCUCCGGAACCGCCCGGGAAAGCUUUAAGUUUCGACCAAGUGGCUUACAAGCACGAUUAUAUUUUUAUAGCCGGAAGGUACUGUAAAUAUUCAAGAAACCUGUUUCAAACACCGUGGGCCAACGACGAAGUCCAAGUAAUCAACAGUUCAGUUCAAGAAAUUUUAUUUAAGUCGCUGGAAAGCGUCUUUAAAUGCAGCAGUUUGGUGUUUUCGUCAAGUGGUCGUGAGGAUUUUGACGUACGAAUGCUAGGAAGAGGCCGUCCGUUUUUCGUAAAAAUAUGUGACCCCAAAGUCACCACAAUACCAUUUGAACAAUUCCGCCUGAUUGAGAAACAAAUUGAAGAAACUAAUUUAAUUGAAGUCAGAGACUUGCAAUUUAUUUCGCGGAAGUUGCUUAACAAUAUCAAAGAGGGGGAACAAUUUAAACAAAAGACGUACAGGGCGUUGUGUGUCGUAGACAAGCCGGAAAAAAUUGGCGAAUAUAUUGAAAAAAUCAACAACAUGAAAAGGGUGAAAUUGCUACAAAAAACGCCCCUGAGAGUGUAUCACAGGCGGUCGGCUGACGUCAGGGAGAAGGAGAUUUACAACAUGGAGGCAAGGCCGGUCACAGGUGCUAGUAGUUUAUUCGAGUUGGACGUUCUGACCCAAGCUGGUACUUACGUAAAAGAGUUCGUGCACGGCGACCUCGGAAGAACUAGACCUUCAUUACGCGAAAUAAUGGGCGGUUACGUCGACAUUAUCGCUUUAGAUGUAUUGGACAUUCACUUAGAUUUUCCACCCCGUAUAAAUAAAAAACAAAAAUAAA
Molecule: messenger RNA, 1450 nt
Organism: Tribolium castaneum (red flour beetle)
Lineage: Eukaryota; Metazoa; Arthropoda; Insecta; Coleoptera; Tenebrionidae
Gene: Pus10
Product: Pseudouridine synthase 10
Exons: 6
Coding region: 25-1449 (474 amino acids)
Biological process (GO): tRNA pseudouridine synthesis
Molecular function (GO): pseudouridine synthase activity; RNA binding
Source: RefSeq, a predicted model, not a curated record